AUGCAGGCAAAGCUUGCGGCUGCAAAAGAAAAGUUUGGACGUGAAAUCCGUGUGUUUGAGACAUUAACAGGCUCUCCAACAUCUGAUGUUUCCAACAGUGAGGAGCCAGAUGACUUAUAUGACUUCACUGCAGAGGAUUAUUACCGAAUUUUAGCUACUAAAAAAGAAGAUAAAUUCUUAAAGACACAAAAAAUCCGAGAAAUGGAAGAGGCUGCUCAAAGGUCAAGAAUAACCAAGGCUGUGAUUAGAAUACGUUUCCCAGAUAAUCACACAUUGGAGGUUUCAUUUCAUCCAUCGGAGACAAUUCAGAUUUUAGUUGAUCUUCUCAUGAAAGUGGUUGCUCAACCAGAACUACCUUUUUUUUUGUAUACAACUCCUCCUAAGAAGGAAAUUAAAGACACGUCAUUGGAUUUUUACUCAGCUGGCUUUGUUCCUGGUGCUAUAGUGUAUUUUUCCUAUGAUAUGCUAAAAGGUUGCUCAUCUUUAUUACAGUAUGGGUUUAGUGUUUAUUGCUUAACAUAUUUCAUGGUGACAACCAAUGCUCAAUGGUUUGAUUUGUCGAUGGCUACGUCUUUGCCAGGUGAUGAUAGUGCAGCUGCAUCAGGACCCUUCCUUCGGGAGGAGGUCAUGUCUUUGAAAGGCUUGGAACUCAUAGCUGAGCAGGCUGAGCCUGCCCAAUCUGCCCCAGAACCUGAAAUAGCUAGUACCUCCAGUUCUGUUCAAGAGCGAAAGCCUGCUAACAAAAAGACUGUUAAGCCUAAGUGGUUGAAAAUGUGAUGGUGUUGACUUCGCAGGAGGAAGGGUAUCUGGGCUGAAUAUGGGAAAAAGCAUUAAGGAUAUAAAAACAUGUCCACAUUUUGAUGGCAAAUCCUUGUCUGUUGUUUAGACUGUUAUGGCUUUCAAGUUUUUGAAUGAAUGAAUAUGUAUAUACAUGUAUCAUGCACAGUUCUUUGAAAUAGGGCCAUAGUUAUUUUUUCUGUUAAAUUGCUGCAAAAUUUCUAACUCAUCUUAAAUAUUGUUGUGAUUUGACCUGGAGAACUUGGGUGCUGUUUAAAACCUGAGUUACAUAUUUGUAGUUCUGUCAGAUAGCUGUUCUAUUAUCUUCUCUUGGUGGCUACAUGAUUCUAUUAUCGCCUGGGUAGGUUGGUGGAAAUUUCAGUGUUGUAGUCCAGAAUCAUAUAUAGUGAAGCAGGGGCAACAAUGUUCAAAUAUUACAGAGC
Molecule: messenger RNA, 1220 nt
Organism: Ilex paraguariensis (yerba mate)
Lineage: Eukaryota; Viridiplantae; Streptophyta; Magnoliopsida; Aquifoliales; Aquifoliaceae
Source: the annotation of a GenBank genome assembly